This is a messenger RNA of Galendromus occidentalis (western predatory mite), 1179 nucleotides long. Its product is annotated as transcription initiation factor TFIID subunit 7. The transcript is spliced from 8 exons. Bases 1 to 1179 code for a protein of 392 amino acids. Lineage: Eukaryota; Metazoa; Arthropoda; Arachnida; Mesostigmata; Phytoseiidae. Gene Ontology annotation, cellular component: transcription factor TFIID complex. Gene Ontology annotation, molecular function: RNA polymerase II general transcription initiation factor activity. The record is from RefSeq and is a predicted model, not a curated record. Gene Ontology annotation, biological process: RNA polymerase II preinitiation complex assembly; transcription initiation at RNA polymerase II promoter.
AUGAACUCGGGACCGACGACGGAUUUCAAAAAUCGUCCAGAAGCUGUGUUCGAACUCGAGUCACAGUUUGUGCUUCGAGUGCCGUCCUGGGUUUCCGGAGAACUUCGUGAAGCGGUUCGUCAGGGAAACAGUAAUUUGAAAGAUAGACUAGCGAUAAAACUCGAGAGUGAUAAUCGCGUUGGAAGUGUCAGGUUCGAUUCGUGGAACCUCCCCUCCCGGGUCUACGACCUGCCAAGUGUGAUAGAGUCCCACAAAACGCUGGAUAGGAAAACUUUCUACAAGACCGCAGACAUAUCUCAGAUAAUGAUAUGCUACGAGCCGGGGCAGGAACCGAAGUCAGAUGAUGAAGCUCCUCUACGGAAGAGGAAAGACGCCUUGACCAAGAAAUAUCUCUACCCUCACGGAAUCACUCCUCCAUUGAAAAACGUCCGAAAGAGACGCUUCCGGAAGACACUGAAGAAAAAAUAUAUCGAUUUCCCGGAGAUAGAGAAAGAAGUCAAACGCUUGUUCAGAGAGGAUAAUGAAGCUGAAAGUGUACGAUAUGAAGUCAUUCGAACCGAAGAUGAAAUGAAAGCUGAUGGGAAAGGCGCCAUCGAAGUCACCAAUCAUCCGGGACCUGAUCAUCAAGGUCCGAGCGGCCACAGCGAUCAAACAAUGGACGUCGGUGAGCACGAUCUUUUCGGGGAACCUCUUUCGUCUUCCGACGAAGAAGGAGAGCAACUCAACAUAAAUGUCGACUCCACCGAUGACUCGAGGAGUCCUCUUAAGAAGACGAAAAGCAGCGAUGUUAAGGAUCUCGUCACGCAGUUCUCACAUGCGAGCGAAUUCUCGGACAUGCUCAACGAGAACCUGGGUGAGGAAAGUAAUAUGUCGGCGCCAGGACCUUCAAACCUUGAGCGAGGCUAUGAAGAGGAAGCAGAAGCUGCUCGGGCACUCGAGUGUGACUUCCCGAAGGACGAUGAGGUGUCACAGAAUACAGCUUAUCAUGAGAGACUCGCAGAACUAGACCGCGACAUGAUCCGACUGACGGAACAACGUCGACAGCAAGAGGCUGAAAUCGCUAACAUUGAAAACAUGGCUCUGCGCCAGAGAUUUCAGUCCCUGUUGCAAAACAUCAAGCUCGAACAAGCUGAGAAGCAACGAGAGUAUGACAAUAUCGUUCAGCUUUUACAUCAGUGA